This is a messenger RNA of Ziziphus jujuba (common jujube), 1724 nucleotides long. Its product is annotated as serine carboxypeptidase-like 45. The record is from RefSeq and is a predicted model, not a curated record. Bases 72 to 1496 code for a protein of 474 amino acids. The transcript is spliced from 9 exons. Lineage: Eukaryota; Viridiplantae; Streptophyta; Magnoliopsida; Rosales; Rhamnaceae. Gene Ontology annotation, molecular function: serine-type carboxypeptidase activity. Gene Ontology annotation, biological process: proteolysis. Gene Ontology annotation, cellular component: vacuole.
GGAAAAAAAAGAAAAAAAAAUAACAUUCCACACUUGUCCUCUUCUUUGUCACUCUGUCCCUCGCUCAGUCAAUGAUGCCAUUUCCAUCUGAGCCAUGGAUAAAAAUGGCGGUCAUGGUCUUUGUAAUCUUCAUACAGACCAACCUCGUAGUAGAGUCUCAACCAAAAUCUGAUAAGAUUACAAGUUUGCCAGGGCAACCUGAUCAUGUCAGUUUUCAACAAUUUUCGGGCUAUGUCAUGGUGGAUGAAAAGCAACAUAGGGCUCUCUUUUACUAUUUUGUGGAAGCAGAAGAACACCCUGCUUCAAGGCCUCUCGUUCUCUGGCUUGCUGGAGGGCCUGGCUGUUCCUCUGUUGGAGCUGGAGCUUUCAUGGAGCAUGGACCUUUUAGACCAAAUGGAGAGAAUCUGGUGAAGAAUGAGUAUAGUUGGAAUAAAGAAGCCAAUAUGUUGUACCCGGAGUCACCAGCAGGGGUUGGUUUCUCUUAUUCUUCUAAUAAAUCAUUUUACUCCUACAUCAACGAUGACAUAACAGCACAAGACAGUCUCACAUUCUUAAAGCAGUGGUUGAUCAAAUAUCCAGAAUAUAACAACAGAGACUUUUUCAUUGCAGGAGAGAGCUACGCAGGUCACUAUGUGCCACAACUAGCACAGCUUGUUCUUCACUCUAAUUUGAGACUCAGCCUAAGGGGAGUGGCUAUUGGAAAUCCUCUUUUGGAAUUCAACACAGAUAUUAAUUCAUGGGCUGGAUAUUAUUGGUCUCAUGGGAUCAUAUCUGAUUCCUCAUACAAACUUGUGAAAAGGAUGUGCAACACUUCUCGGUUGAGGAGAGAGUACUUAUUAGGUGGCCCUGUUUCUGAAUCUUGUCGCCGUGUAAAUCACGCGCUCUCUAAAGAAAUGACUGAGUAUCUGGCUCUUUAUGACGUGAGUGGUGACAAAUGUCUCUCAAAUUCAUCUAACCAGCUUCAUCUUCACCCACUUAACCCACGCAAAUGCAAUGAUAUAGAUGUUUGUUUGGAAGAAAAAACAGAGUAUUAUUUCAACAGGAAAGAUGUCCAAAACUCACUUCAUGCUCGUCUGGUUGGAGUCACUCAAUGGAGCUUGUGCAUCAACAAUAGCAAAGGUAGUGUGAUAAACUAUGACAAACAAAACGAAGAAAUACCAACUAUUCAUUUGUUAGGCUCACUUGUGAAGUCUGGAAUCCGAGUCAUGGUUUACAGUGGAGACCAAGACUCGGUUAUUCCUUUCACUGGAACUCGAAGUUUAGUAAGCAGAUUAGCCAAAGAGCUAAAACUGAAGACUACUCAACCUUACAGGGCCUGGAUAGAAGGAAGACAGCAGGUUGGAGGCUGGAGUCAAGUGUACGGAAAUGAUAAUAUGUUGUCGUUUGCGAUCAUCAGAGGAGGAUCUCACGCAGCUCCAUCCACACAACCAGAGAGAUCUCUGCUUCUGUUCCACAAAUUUCUACAGGGUAAACCACUACCACUUUCAAAUGCUUGACUAUGCCUUUUUGUGUUAUUAAUGCCUCCACCAAUUUUAAAAUAAUAUUUUACUUACUAUCUAUGACUCAGAGAAUAAGGUGGUUUUUUUUGUUUUUUUGUUUUUUGGUUUUUUUUUUUGCGGUUGCUUAAUUUGUUUUCUUAGAAAGAUCAAAAAGAAAAUAAAAUAAAAUAAAAACUCACGUGACAUAAAGAGAAAGACAUGUGAGAAUAUGGUGGUGUUUUUUUU